CGUGACAAGCCGUCAAUUUUGAUGCUACGUGAUUUGAUUGUAGGUUAUAAUUUUGCCGCUGAUAUUUAUUAAACGUAUUUAUCAUUGUAAAUUAUUUUAUUUUAGCAAACAAUACAGAAUAUACGACUUUGGUAAUCUCAAUAAAUUAAACAUGCUAUUUUAUUCCUUCUUCAAGUCUUUAAUCGGAAAGGACGUGGUCGUUGAAUUAAAAAAUGACCUAAGUAUUUGUGGCACGUUAUAUUCUGUCGAUCAGUAUUUGAAUAUAAAACUGGCAGAUAUUAGUGUAACAGAUUCAGAGAAGUAUCCUCACAUGUUAUCAGUAAAAAAUUGCUUUAUCAGAGGAUCUGUGGUACGAUAUGUACAACUUCCAGUAGAUGAAGUUGACAUUCAUCUUUUAACCGAAGCAGCGCGCAGAGAAGCAAUGAAUGCUCAAACAAGAUAGUUUAUAAUUAUAUUAAAUGUAUUCUUGAUAUCAAUAAUCUCCUUUUUCUUUUUUGUUAUUGUAUACAUCCUACAUUUGAUGUAAAAAUAAAAAUAAUAUAUCUAAGUUUUGCAUAAUUUACAAGUUUUCUGGAAAAUACAAUGAUGUAUUAAUGCAUAAAUCUUUAUUCCAAAAUAAUAGAUUUGUAACAAAAUUA
Molecule: messenger RNA, 638 nt
Organism: Linepithema humile (Argentine ant)
Lineage: Eukaryota; Metazoa; Arthropoda; Insecta; Hymenoptera; Formicidae
Product: U6 snRNA-associated Sm-like protein LSm2
Biological process (GO): mRNA splicing, via spliceosome
Cellular component (GO): P-body; Lsm1-7-Pat1 complex; precatalytic spliceosome
Molecular function (GO): RNA binding
Source: RefSeq, a predicted model, not a curated record